Pseudovirgaria hyperparasitica is the source of this 313-nucleotide messenger RNA. RefSeq lists its product as uncharacterized. The record is from RefSeq and is a predicted model, not a curated record. Bases 54 to 263 code for a protein of 69 amino acids. The transcript has a single exon. Lineage: Eukaryota; Fungi; Ascomycota; Dothideomycetes; Acrospermales; Acrospermaceae.
CUCUUCUGAUCAGUUGUAGUACUUGAGCUGAUCUACGGGCUGAACUGUACCUUAUGCAUCCUAAAGGCUUGAUUUUAUGGCUUCGUGCGGCGUGGUCCUUGGUAUGGUACGCAAUUUGGACAGUGCAAUGGACUCUGGGCACACUAUCAUCACAGACUCCCAGAAGGGCCAGGCCCUCGCAUUCUGUUCAAUCUCAUACUUAUAGGCUCAGUUUCUCAUUCGAGUCAAAGUUAGAAGCCCGCAUACUACCAAUACCGGAUUAAAUUUGAAGCAUUCCAAAUCAACUACAAAUUGCAAUGACAAAGCCUCGUCU